Molecule: messenger RNA, 1155 nt
Organism: Solanum dulcamara
Lineage: Eukaryota; Viridiplantae; Streptophyta; Magnoliopsida; Solanales; Solanaceae
Exons: 6
Coding region: 1-918 (305 amino acids)
Source: RefSeq, a predicted model, not a curated record
AUGGACCUGCUUGCGGAGAUGCAUAAAAGGGACAAAAAAGUAAGUCCAUUUUUUAUAGGACUCCUACUUGUAAAAAGAUAUUUCUGUACUUUACCUUAUUCAUUCACAAUUACUCUUAUGUAUUUUUGUUCUUCCACCAUGAAACCUUGUACUAGAGGUUUAUCUACAAAUCUUAAAGCUCCAAUCUUGAUUUUCAACAACUCAAAAACAGCUUCAUUUGUGAAAUGGGCACCUUUGUUUAAGCUUUCUGGUUUUAAUCUUCCAGUUGUUGCUUUAUCUACUGCUCGAUGUAGUCAUUCUACGGUACAUGCUCCAUCAUCACCAGUUAUUCAAUCGGAUUCUAAUACAAGUGUGCUUCAUAUUACUGAAGAAAAAUUUAAAGGGGUAGAAGAAAACCUAGAAAAGGUGAUUUAUAGCUGUAGGUUUUUUGCAAUUCUUGCAGUGUGGGGUUCCUUGAUUGGAUCUUUUCUUUGUUUUAUAAAGGGUUGCUCAUGUGUGAUAACAUCAUUCCAAGGGUACUUUGCAAGCCGAGCUAACGUUAUUGUGCAUCUUGUCGAAGCUAUAGAUACAUACCUGUUGGGAACAGUUAUGUUAGUCUUCGGUAUGGGUCUCUAUGAGCUCUUCAUCAGCAACCUUGACAAAGGAAAAUCAUUUUCAGGGGAGACAUUUCCAAAUAGAUCAAAUCUCUUCGGCAUGUUCACUCUGAAGGAACGACCGAGAUGGUUGGAAAUAACUACUGUGAGCGGGCUGAAAACCAAAAUCGGGCAUGUUAUCGUGAUGCUUCUUCUCAUCGGUUUGUUUGACAAGAGCAAGAGGGCUGUUAUACAUUCACCAUUUGAUCUACUUUGCUUUGCAGCUUCUGUGCUUCUUUGCUCUGGCUGCCUCUAUCUGCUUUCAAGACUCACCGAUGAGAACUAAGUAUUUUAUUUUAUAGAUAUUUUGCAGUCUACAAUUCCUAAUGGAAUGCUGUGGUAUGAAUUACUACAAGUUCUUGCACACGUACAUAUUUCUAUGUAAAAAGGAGCAGCUCCCGCUAUGCAUGAAGUCCGAGGAAGGAUCAGACCACAAGGAUCUAUUGUUCCUAUGUAAUAUUACACAAAUGCAUUGUAUAAUAUAAACAUAUUUUGUCUGAAAAUUAAAGCUCUCUUUUAUUUU